Molecule: messenger RNA, 1416 nt
Organism: Solanum pennellii
Lineage: Eukaryota; Viridiplantae; Streptophyta; Magnoliopsida; Solanales; Solanaceae
Product: general transcriptional corepressor trfA-like
Exons: 3
Coding region: 30-1085 (351 amino acids)
Source: RefSeq, a predicted model, not a curated record
UACUAGAAUUGAUAUGAAUAGUGUGUUCUAUGUUCAUCCUUCAGAUAAUCCAGGAACACCACUCGUUCCAGCUCAAUUUGAUGGAGUUGGAUACAGAUCAUGGAGAAGAGAGAUGUGAUGAUAUGGUAACUUCAUGGAUAUUGAAUUCUCUUACCAAAGAGAUUGCAGAUAGUGUUGAAUAUGUUAACAAUUCGUGUGAGCUUUGGAAGGAGCUAGAAGACAGAUAUGAUCAGACAAAUGGUGCGAAAUUAUAUCAGAUUCAAAAGGAGAUUGAUGAUUUAACACAGGGAACACUAGACAUCACUGUCUAUUACACAAAAUUGAAGAAGCUGUGGGAAGAACUAAACACUUUGAACACGAAGAGCAUAUGCACAUGUACAUGUACUUGUGGUGCCAAAGAUAGUAUGCACAAAUCAGAACAGGAUAGACGAUUGAUACAAUUCCUUAUGGGAUUGAAUGAAGUUUACACUGUGAUUAGAGGUAACAUACUCAUGAUGAGUCCUCUACCUUCUAUUGCACAAGCCUUCUCUCUGUUGAUUCAAGAGGAAAAACAAAGAGAAUACAGGCCUACCAGUCGUACACCUAUGGAGUCAAUCUCACUAAAUGCAAAUGCUGGCAGAGGAUCACAAGGUGGAAGAGGAUAUAGAACUAGUUUCUCAAGUAAUAGUGAAUUGAGUAACAAUAGUAACAGAAGUGUUUUGAUCUGUGAUUUCUGUAAGAAACAAGGUCACAUUAAGGAGAAGUGUUAUAAACUACAUGGAUAUCCUCCAAAGAAUAAUGCUCCUAAUAAUAGAACAAACAAUCCACAACAGUUCAAUACACAACAACAGUUCAAUACACAACAGUUCAGACAGAACAAUAAUCAAAACUUCAGAGGAAGAAGGAUUGUGGCUAAUGCACAUGGGGAAGAAUGCUCACAAGAAAACAAUAAUUCAAAUGCUGUCAUUACACAAGAACAAUAUGGUCACAUUAUGAGCUUGUUACAGCAGUUUCAGAUUGAUGGUUCAGGAGAGGAUUCCAAGAAUAAUGCUGAAUCUAACAAGUUUGCAGGCCCCUUCAGUGAAGAGGCCUCAGGCAAUUGGUAGUAGCAAGGAUGGCAUUUACUAUAUGUGUGGAAGAUGCUUGAAAAAUGCUACUCAAUCUACUGAUCUUGUUUGUAGUUGUAUACCUCAUGUUUGUAGGAAUAUUCCCUUUCUAAGUUCAGUUUGUAAUGAUUCAUUUGUGGAAAAUUCCAGUAAACUUCCUGUAAUGUCUGUUUCUUCAUCUACUGAGAAUACAAAUAUGUUGAAUAAUUGUGUAUCUCUUGAACCUCUUAAGGAUGAUGUGGAUUUACUGUGGCAUAACAGACUUGGCCAUGUACCCUUUGUAAAGAUGAAAAACAUGCCUACAAUUCCUGUUAAGUUUUCUGCUAGACAG